GUCUGGAGUAACAAGAUCCUGGCCUCGUCUUCUGACUUUCUCCUUGCGUUUUUGGUUUCACUUUUCAUACCCGUUUCUUGCCUUCAAUCUUCGGCCUGGUUUGCCUCCUACUAGUUACCACACUCACUCUCAGUUUACGAACAAUCGUUCCUUGAUAUCAGUUGUUUACUCGCAAGGGUUGCAAACAUUAUGUCCAACUCUCGCCCUACUUCUUCCGAGCGCCGUCCUGGUUCGAGCAGCGCUAGAUCGCGGUCGAGCACCAGGAAACAGCUGGAACCCCCGACGCCCUAUGAGACUACAGCCUUCAUGGUCAAUGCCUCGCCUCUGCUGACCUCCUCUCUUCAUUCGCGCAACUCGGCGACUUCGACACAAGAAUCCGGAUACCUGACAAAAGCACAUUUACUCCGGUGGACUCGCUUCGGACUGGCAUUCUUGGUCAUUGCGAGCAGCACCGCUGCACUCGGAUGCGCAGGGCAUGUCUUGGAUCGCUAUAACGAGACACGUUUCGGCAGGGAGUACUCGUUGCCACUCUGGCCUCGUAACGUCGACGUCAAACCGACACUGACGAUCCUCAUCCCUGCUGCUAUACUCAUAGCGGUCAAUCUGGGAUACCUGGUCUUCUCGCUUAUCCCAACGCCGUACUCCCGCACAUUGAUGUAUAAUAUUGUCUUUGUGGGGGCCUCUUUUGUUGGGCUCGUCCUGUGCCUGUUUGCCAUCCCCUUCAACACGGCACUCACCACUCCUUCUGAGCAUCAUGCGAGAGAGUCGCUUCAAUCAUGGACGUGCAAAUUCUCGGACGGUGCAUCGAAGUUCACCUCGGACGCCAAGUCGUUGCAGAUCCCCGUGUACUUGUCCGAUGGCGUGCCUGUCCCUGCGGGCUUCGAGAGACUUUGCAUGGAAAGCCAGGUCGCUGUCGGGUUCAUGGUUGCGGUGUUGGUUUUGGAGCUUGUCAGCUGCGCCGUAGGUGGCGCUGGUAUUCUACUCGAGAAUAAGAUGGCCAAGGCGAGGAAGGCUAGGUAUGCGGGUCAUGAGAAGGGCGACGGCGUCUCUUGAAAUGAGCUUGACACCAGCAUCGCGAGGAUGGAGGCCCCGAGGUAACCUAGAUGCAAGGGUUGGGCCUCGUAUCAGCACAGCAGCGGCACGCAUGUAAUCCUACCAGAGACGGCACGGCAGAGAUCGUCAAGUAGCAACGUACAAAUCUCCCUGGUUGGUACGGGAGUAUGGUUCAUCGGUAUGGGAGACAGGGAAAAUAAAGCGGAGUUCGAGCUGAAGGUUAUGGCGAACAAACGGUUUUCGUGUGCAAAUGCUUAGUACCUAGUUUUCUCUGAGUCCUACACCCAGCUUCCGUUAUCAACGCAAAACGAC
This is a messenger RNA of Exophiala xenobiotica, 1365 nucleotides long. RefSeq lists its product as uncharacterized. Bases 190 to 1053 code for a protein of 287 amino acids. NCBI's taxonomy places the organism in Eukaryota, Fungi, Ascomycota, Eurotiomycetes, Chaetothyriales, Herpotrichiellaceae. The record is from RefSeq and is a predicted model, not a curated record. The transcript is spliced from 2 exons.